This is a messenger RNA of Diabrotica virgifera virgifera (western corn rootworm), 4243 nucleotides long. It is a transcript of the gene sws, whose product is annotated as neuropathy target esterase sws. Gene Ontology annotation, molecular function: phosphatidylcholine lysophospholipase A1 activity. The record is from RefSeq and is a predicted model, not a curated record. Gene Ontology annotation, biological process: phosphatidylcholine metabolic process. The transcript is spliced from 24 exons. Bases 168 to 3941 code for a protein of 1257 amino acids. NCBI's taxonomy places the organism in Eukaryota, Metazoa, Arthropoda, Insecta, Coleoptera, Chrysomelidae. Gene Ontology annotation, cellular component: endoplasmic reticulum.
CCACCGGCCACCACUGACAGUUCAUUGGAAUCCCUAAUUAACCAGGUGCUGAAAUACGUGACAUAUUUUUGGAAGGGUAAGAUCGCAUUCUACCCAAUCACACAACACUUUUUUCUAUGAGUUAUAGUAUAAAGAUUAAAGAUUACUAAAACAAUGCACAUUAAAAAAUGGAUGUAAUAAAUGCAAUUAAGAACUUUAACACUGAUUUUGGAAUAAUAAAUAAAUCAACAUGGUUAGUCAAUUUGGUGUUACAGUUUCAGGAAACUUAUGGAGUGCAGUUUUGUGGGAUGAUUUGCUGUUGGAGCUUUUAUGUAGUAUUGUUGGGAUUAAUAUUGAUAACUACUACUCUAGUGGUUUAUUGUUUAAGAAGGUGUACAAGGAAAGUAUUUAAACCAAAAGAAUCUAUUUCACAAGAGACCACCCGUUUUCGGAAGAGGGACAAAGCACUCUUUUAUGGAAGAAAAAUGAUUCGGAAAGUAAAAAAUAUAUCUGGCCAAGUCCGCAAUUCCGGUCAAGGCAAAAAGAGAAAAAUGGUGAUGAAAUUUGCUAGAAGAUUAUUACAAUUGAAAAAGGAAACAGAUCAAGAACAACUUAAGGUGCUAGAACCUCCAGCAGAGUAUUUACAAGAAGACAUGCUUAGCGAUGACAGAAUGCCGCCUGAUGCUUUGUAUAUGUUGCAAAGUAUUAGGGUGUUCGGCCACUUUGAAAAGCCCAUAUUUUUGAAACUUUGCAAACAUACUGAAAUAAUUAACGUCCAUGCAGGAGCGUAUCUGUUUAGAAUAGGUGAUCCUGAUGAACAUGUUUAUAUUGUACAAAGUGGUAAACUCAGUGUAUCGAUUACUGGUAACGAUGGAUUGACGACUUUAAAGAUCGUCAAGCCAGGAGAAUCAGUUACAUCAUUGCUAAGUUUUACUGAUGUUUUAACAGGGCAUACAAGUCCUUACAAAACUGUGUCUGCUAAGGCUAUAGAAGAUUCCAUGGUAGUAAAACUACCGAUGUCUGCUUUUCAAGAAAUAUUUCAAGAAUAUCCCGAUAUUUUCGUAAGAGUAUUACAAGUUAUUAUGGUUAGGUUACAGAGAGUAACGUUUACAGCAUUACAUCAGUAUUUAGGCUUAAGUGCCGAAUUAGUUAGGCAGCAUCCAAAGCAAAAAAACUCACCAAUGAAGAAAAAGAAAGAAGAAUCUUCUCUCAAUACUACUCUUACGGAGACUCCGACAGCCACUACUCAACCUAUACCAGUGCCUGGCCAUAGGAGAAGUAAAUCAUCGUUAGAAUCAAAAUCGUUUUCACCAAGUGGGAAUUUCGGAAAUGGAAUGGCAGAGUCGGACAGUAUUCCAAGUGGCACUGUAUCGGAUUGUGGUUCCAUACCAAAAAAGAGGCUGUCAAUACAAAACCCGGAUAUUAAUGACGAAGAAUUAAUAGAAGUAGCAACCGAAGCAUUUGUCAAAGAAUUAGGUUUAGAAGAUUUGGAUUCUUUAAAAGGAAAGGUGGAAAUUAGGGAAGUGUCAGCAGGAACUUACUUGAUGAAAGAAGAUUCUAAUAAGGACGCAGCCCUUGUAUAUAUAAUCGCUGGUGCUCUGGUGGUCUCACAAAGAGUCACUGAAGGUGAAGAAGAAGUUCACAUGUUCACUGCGCAUCCUGGUGAAAUAGUAGGAGGAUUAGCAGUACUGACGGGGGAACCAAGCUUUUUCACCAUUAGAGCUAAACACUUAACAAGAAUAGCUUUAAUUUCCAAGAGUACAUUUUAUACUUUAAUGAAAGACCAACCCAAAAUAGUUCUCCAUAUAGCUCACUCCGUAGUAAGGCGAUUAUCUCCCUUUGUAAGGCAAGUUGAUUUUGCUCUGGACUGGAUAUUUAUGGAAUCCGGUAGAGCCAUAUACAGACAAGACGACGAAAGCGAUUCUACUUACAUCGUUUUGUCUGGUCGAUUGCGUUCUGUGAUAACUCAUAAAAAUGGGAAAAAAGAACUGGUGGGUGAAUAUGGAAAAGGAGAUUUAAUUGGAGUGGUGGAAAUGGUUACCCAAACAAAACGAAGUACAACAGUGAUAGCAGUUCGUGAUUCUGAAUUGGCCAAGUUACCAGAGGGAUUAUUCAAUGCCAUAAAAUUAAGAUAUCCAAUAGUUGUUACCAGAUUAAUCAAAUUAUUAGGUCAUAGGAUUCUAGGUACUUGGAAGAAGCCGGCAUUGAAUAUACAUGACACUAAUUCUCCUGCCGUGGAUACUAGGCCAUCGUCAGUUAAUUUUUCGACGGUAGCUAUCGUUGCUGCUUCAGAUGAUGUACCUUUGACUGCCUUUACUUACGAGCUCAAUCACUGUUUAAGUGCCAUUGGAUCAACUUUAAGACUGACGUCGGAUGUAGUACGUAAGACAUUAGGAAAUUCCAUCAUGGACCCAAAUAACGAAUACAGACUUUCAAAUUGGUUAGCCCAACAAGAAGAUCAACAUAGGAUCUCGCUAUAUCAAUGUGAUUUAACUGUAAGCGCAUGGACGCAAAGAUGUAUACGACAGGCUGAUUGUAUUCUUAUAGUAGGACUUGGUGACAAUCAUCCUUCCUUAGGGAAAGUGGAAAAAGAAAUUGAACGAUUGGCCAUACGGACUCAAAAAGAAUUAGUCUUGUUGCACCGAGAAGGCGGUAAACCUAAAAACACAAUUGCUUGGCUAAAUAUGAGAAGUUGGGUGUCGUCACAUCAUCACAUAUUAUGUCCAAAUAGGGUAUUCGCUAGAAAAUCAGUUAAUAGAAUUAACGAAUUAUACUCAAAAAUUCACACAACGCAGCCAAACGUACACUCCGACUUUUCUCGAUUAGCCAGAUGGUUAACAGGAAAAUCCGUAGGAUUAGUAUUAGGAGGAGGAGGUGCUAGGGGCUCUGCACAUGUAGGAAUGAUCAAAGCAAUCUAUGAAGCUGGAAUUCCUAUUGAUAUGGUAGGAGGUGUUAGUAUUGGAGCGUUUAUGGGAGCCUUAUGGUGUCAAGAGAGGAACAUGACGACUAUGACUCAAAAAGCGAGAGAGUGGUCUAAAAAAAUGACUCAGUGGUGGCGUCAAAUUCUAGACCUUACUUAUCCGAUGACGUCUAUGUUUAGCGGGAAAGAUUUUAAUCAUACGAUAAAAAGUACCUUCUCCGAUACAUACAUAGAAGAUUUGUGGUUGCCUUACUUUACUGUUACUACUGACAUUACUUCGUCUUGCAUGAGGAUCCAUUCGCACGGCUCGCUAUGGCGGUACGUACGCUCAUCGAUGUCCCUAUCUGGUUAUAUGCCACCGCUGUGUGAUCCUAUAGAUGGUCAUCUACUGUUAGAUGGAGGUUACACCAACAAUUUACCAGCUGAUGUCAUGCGAAGUCUUGGAGCAAAUCAUAUUUUGGCAAUCGAUGUUGGUUCCGUGGACGAUCAAGAUUUGACCAACUACGGCGACGAUCUAUCCGGAUGGUGGUUAUUGUGGAAGAGAUGGAACCCUUUUACACAACCAGUGAAGGUUCCCAACUUGCCAGAUAUACAGUCUAGAUUAGCCUACGUUAGCUGCGUUAGACAAUUAGAGGAAGUAAAAAAUAGCGAUUACUGUGAAUAUAUUCGUCCUCCUAUCGACAGAUAUCGAACCCUUCAAUUUGGAAGCUUUGACGAAAUACGAGAAGUCGGUUAUCAGCACGGUAAAGCUUACUUCGAGGGUCAGCUAAGAGCUGGUAAUUUACCAAUAGUCAAAAAUAUUAUGGAUGUACAUAGAAGUUCCACUACGAGUACACAAUCAUCAUUAGGAAACUAUACAUUUACUGAUUUAGCACAAAUGGUUUGCAAAGUAUCCAGACCAUACGAAGAGGAAGAAUCAAAUUCGAGUUCCUCGUCUGAAGAUGAAGGUAGGGAUGGAUACGCUUCGGAACCAACAGUUGGUAUAUCAGAAUUUCAGCGGCAGCUAAGCUGGCAUGGUUAUGAGAUGUCCACCACACCUUAAAUAACAUGUAGAUUAUUUGACUGAAAACAUUAUAGCCAGACGCACAGGAGGAUCCUUAUCAUUAUCAGAAAACGAGUUGGAGUCAGAUGUAGAUUUUGAUGUAAACCAAAGAAAUUUUGAAAAAGUAUCACAUUAGUGAAAUAUUUGUUAUUAAUUUUGUUAUUUAAAGUAGGUGUCAAUUAGAUAUUUUUUUUGUAAAUUAGUUUUUGUUAAAAAACUCGAGAAUUAUAUCACGUAUUUUCCAAAAGACAUGUUAGAUCUCGGUAUAAAGAUUUUCUAUUAAGUAAAAAUAUAUAAAAUCA